CUCAGAAUCCCUAUAAAUACCAUAGCUUGUGUACAUGAUUGAUAUCACCAAAUUCCCAACCAUUAGAACCCUCUUGAUAUUUUCCCUUUCUCUCCCUUUCUUCAUCUUUGAAUCUCACCCUCAUUGUCCAAUAAUGUCUCCUGUGCCCAUUUCCCAAAUCAAUACCGGCCAUAUCGAUGAUGUUCAAGAGCUAAGGAAGGCUAAGCCAACCCUGGUUCCCGAGAGAUUCGUGAGAGAUGCAACCGAGAGGCCAACACUUCAAUCCGCUAACCGUUUUCCAACAGCUUGUGCUGUUCUCGAUCACGAUAGUUAUGAAGUCCCCAUCAUCGAUUUCUCCAAACUCAUGAAAGUGGAUGAAGAUGAAGGUUCGUGGAGAGCAGAGAUUCUGAAGCUCAAGAGAGCUUGUCAGGAUUGGGGAUUUUUCCAGGUAGUCAACCAUGGGAUCGAUUUGAGCUUAGUUGAAGGGAUAGAAGAGGUGGCUAAGGAGUUCUUCAUGCUUCCACUGGAGGAGAAGCAGAGGUAUCCCAUGGUGGCAGGGACAGUUCAAGGGUAUGGUCAGGCAUUUGUGUUCUCUGAGGACCAAAAGCUUGAUUGGUGCAACAUGUUUGCUCUUGGAGUUGAGCCCCAGUUUAUAAGGAACCCAAAGCUAUGGCCCAAAAAUCCACCCAAGUUCAGUGGAACUGUUGAUGAUUAUUCAAGAGAAGUGAGGAAGCUGUGCCAGAACCUACUGAACUCCAUAGCCAUAACUCUUGGCCUGAAAGAAGGAACCUUCAAUGAGAUGUUUGGAGUGGGAGUGCAAGCCAUAAGGAUGAACUACUACCCACCAUGUUCAAGGCCUGACCUGGUUUUGGGCCUCAGCCCACAUUCUGAUGGGAGUGCCCUAACAGUUCUCCAGCAAGGGAAGGGCAGCUCAGUUGGUCUCCAAAUCCUCAAGGACACCAAGUGGGUGUCUGUUCAGCCAGUCCCUAAUGCUCUGGUCAUCAACAUUGGGGACACCUUGGAAGUAGUACUAACGAAUGGGAAAUACAAGAGCGUGGAGCAUAGGGCACUGACCCACAAGGAGAAAGAUAGGCUUUCAAUUGUCACAUUCUAUGCUCCUAGCUAUGAGGUUGAGAUAGGACCAUUGCCAGAAAUGGUGGAUGAGAUCAAUCACCCUUGCACUUACAGAAGGUACAAUCAUGGAGAAUACAGCAAGCACUAUGUCACUAGCAAGUUGCAAGGCAAGAAGACCCUGGAUUUUGCCAAGAUCAUUAACUAGCUUAUGAAUUAGCUAAAUGUAUUAUUAAGUAGAUAGUGUGGAACUUUGUUAUCAACUUUUGAAUUAGCAUUAGCAAAGUAGUAAGUAAAGUUGCAGACUUUUGUACAUUGUAUGUUUCUAUGGUGGGUCCUAAGCAAUGAUCAUAAGGAACUACCCUUUUGUCAAAAGUUUGGUGGUUGGUUGAUACUAAUAUGGAAAAAUAUGUCACUUUUCCACUGA
Messenger RNA from Linum tenue, 1477 nucleotides. Lineage: Eukaryota; Viridiplantae; Streptophyta; Magnoliopsida; Malpighiales; Linaceae. The record is from the annotation of a GenBank genome assembly.